Catharus ustulatus (Swainson's thrush) is the source of this 2700-nucleotide messenger RNA. Its product is annotated as zinc finger protein 777-like. Bases 1 to 2700 code for a protein of 899 amino acids. The transcript is spliced from 8 exons. Lineage: Eukaryota; Metazoa; Chordata; Aves; Passeriformes; Turdidae. Gene Ontology annotation, biological process: regulation of DNA-templated transcription. The record is from RefSeq and is a predicted model, not a curated record.
AUGGAGCGGGUGUCAGGAAUGCUGGUCCCUGAGGAGGUGGGGCUGGUCCUGGGGGUCCCACUGGGCUCGCACUUCAGGGCCCGGCGAGUGUCCGAGGGGUGGGGCGCCGCUUCCCGCGCGGUGCCGCUGUGGCGGACGGCGCCCCCUGUGGGCCCGGUGGCGGCGCGGACGCACAGGGGGCCCGAGGCGGCGGUGGCGGCCGCGGCCAUGUCCCGCCGGGGGCCCGCGCAGGUGUCGGGCAGCCUCCGGCAGAAGGGGGUGCCAGGCACGGCCCCGUCGGAGCUGCAGGAGCUGCAGAGCCGCACGGAGUGCGCGGAGCGGCGGCUCCUGGCCUGCGAGAACCUGGUCGGGGAGCUGGGCAGCGGCCUGGCCGCCCUGGGCACCGUCCUGCAGAGCUACGGGCAGCUGCAGCAGCGCCUGCUCAACCUGGAGAACCUCCUCAAGAACAGGAACUUCUGGAUCCUGCGCCUGCCUCCCAGCUCCAGGGGGGAGAUCCCCAAGGUGCCGCUCACCUUCGAUGAUAUCUCGGUGUAUUUCAAUGAGCUGGAGUGGGAGAGGCUGGAGCGCUGGCAGAAGGAUCUGUACAGGGCCGUGAUGAGGGGCAACUACGAGACCUUGGUGUCCCUGGACUACGCCGUGUCCAAGCCCGACAUCCUGUCCUGGAUGGAGAGGGAUGAAGAGCUCGGUGACAAAGAGGGUCAGGAGCCCCCAUGGACACGGUCUGGGCAUGGUCAGGAGCCCCCCCGGGCAGCAGGAGAGAUGGACAAGGCAGAUGAGGCUCCAGGAGAUGAAAGCCCCAUGGAAGCUGGCCCAGCAGCAGACAGUGCCAAGUCUAAGCCCAACAGCCGCACCUGCAUCAAGAGGGAUGAAGAGCCCAGCUCAUGGACACAGAAUGGGGACAGCCAGAAAACCCCACAGAUACAGACUGGGAACCGCCCGAAAUCCCCACGGACACGGAGUGGGAACAGCCAGAAAACCCCGCAGAUACAGACUGGAGACAGCCAGGACUCCCCACCAACACAGAUUAGGGACAGCCCAAAGUCCUCAUGGACACGGAGUGGGAACAGCCAGAAAACCCUACAGACACAGACUGGGGACAGACAGAACUCCCCACAGACACAGAUUAGGGACAGCCCAAAGUCCUCAUGGACACGGAGUGGGAACAGCCAGAAAACCCUACAGACACAGACUGGGGACAGCCAGAACCCCCCACAGACACAGACUGGGGACAGCCCUAAGUCCUCAUGGACACGGAGUGGGAACAGCCCAAAGUCCCCAAGGAGACACACUGGGAACAGCCCAAAGUCUCCAAGGACACAGACUGGGAACAGCCCAAAGUCCCCAAGGACACAGACUGGGAACAGCCCGAAGUCCCCACAGGCACAUGCUGAGGACAGCCAGACACUGCCUCAGACACAGAAUGGGGACAGUCAGAACCCCCUCCAGACAAGUGUCCCCAACAAUGAGAAGCCCUCACAGACACCAGAAGAGAUGGAGCAGCAGGAAAAGGCUUUGGGAGAGGAUCCCAUGCCCACGGAAGCUGGCCCAGAAUCCCCCAUCCUGAUGAUGAAUGUGACAUCCCUGGGGGACCAUCAGCCAGGGGUGGUGGCAGAGGAGGACCCGGACAUGGAGGAGGACCCAGCAGAGCCUGACACUGAGGAAGCCUCACCCAUGGAAGAUGAAACACCAUGCAAAGGGGUUUCUCCCGAGGACAUCAAGGUAAAGGAAGAGGAGCCUGAGCUGCUGGUAGAAGAAUCCACACCCUCUCCUGGCUCAGAGAUCCAGAAAUGUCCCAAAAACGAGCUGGUGAAAGCCAAGAGCAAGAAGAAGCCGAACCGGUGCGAGGCCAGCAACCUCCUGAUGGGCAACUGCCGGCGCGGGUACGUGCGGGAAUGGUCCCACCCCUGCACGGAGUGCGGGAAGCGCUUCCGCCUCAAGAUCAACCUCAUCAUCCACCAGCGCAGCCACGCCAAGGAGGGGCCCUACGAGUGCCCCGUGUGCGAGAUCGGCUUCAGCAACAAGCGGCACCUGGACCUUCACCGCAGCAUCCACGUCAAGGACAGAGCCUUCGGCGCCAAGGUCUGGGGCAACGUCCACCCCGAGCUGCGCAUCCGCCCGCGCAGGGACCUGUGCGGUGGCGCCCACGGGCCGCCCGGUGCUGGCCACACUGGGGGGCCCUGGCUGGGCCAGCCCAAGGAGGAGCCGGACAGAGAGGGCCUGUCCGCCUCUGGGUUCACUCGGCCGCCCGAUUCCAGGCUGAAGUGCCCCUACUGCAAGAAGUUCCUGUCCUGCUCCGUGUCGCUGCGGCGGCACCUCCAGACCCACUUGCGGGAGCGGCCCUACUGCUGCAGCUCCUGCAACAAGUGCUUCACCCGCAGCAAUCACCUCGUGCGCCACAAGAAGAUCCACGAGCGGGCCCUGGCGGCGCUCCAGCGGGAGGCCAGCGCCCAGCCCCCUGCUGCUAUCCCGGCAUCCCUGCAGCACAGGGCUCCCGAGGCCAACAGGAGCCCUUCCCAAGGGAAUGGCAGCCCUGAGGCUGCGAAACCGAGCCUGCCAAACGUGCUGCUGUUGGGAGCGACAUCACUGGAGCACCAGGGCAAAGGCUCCUCGCUCCCUGAGUGCAUCAGGAAAGCUGUGCAGCCUGUGGUCCAGCUGGGAUCGAGGGCAGUGGCUUCGGAAAUGACCCUGGGACAGAUCUGA